This is a messenger RNA of Cololabis saira (Pacific saury), 2235 nucleotides long. Its product is annotated as adaptin ear-binding coat-associated protein 1-like. The record is from RefSeq and is a predicted model, not a curated record. Gene Ontology annotation, biological process: endocytosis. Gene Ontology annotation, cellular component: membrane; clathrin vesicle coat. The transcript has 7 exons. Bases 69 to 824 code for a protein of 251 amino acids. Lineage: Eukaryota; Metazoa; Chordata; Actinopteri; Beloniformes; Belonidae.
UACACCUGUCAUUACGGUCUCACGGCUGAGCGGACCCGUCCACACCGGCGUACUGGGCGAAAGUCAAGAUGGCGGCUCACGGUCAGGCCGAGUACGAGUCGGUGCUGUGCAUCAAACCUGAAGUCAACGUUUACCGCAUCCCGCCGAGGGCGUCGAACCGGGCGGUCAGGGCUGCCGAUUGGAAGCUGGACGCUCCUGACUGGACCGGACGCAUGCGUGUCACGGCCCGGGGGAAAGUAGCCUAUGUGAAAUUGGAGGACAAAAUCUCUGGGGAGCUCUUUGCCCAGGCACCCGUGGAUGAGUACCCUGGCAUCAUAGUGGAGACAGUCAGUGACUCAAGCCGAUACUUUGUGCUCCGUAUUCAGGAUGACAACGGUCGUACAGCAUUCAUUGGCAUUGGGUUUGGGGACCGAGGGGAUGCCUUUGACUUCAAUGUUGCACUUCAAGACCACUUUAAGUGGGUCAAACAAGAAAAUGAAUUUUCCAAGCAAGCUCAGCUUCCAGACACCACUCCUAAACUGGACCUGGGCUUUAAAGAAGGACAAACCAUUACUAUAAAUAUUGGGCAAUCAAAAAGAAAGGAUAGGUCUCGUCCGCAAGGUUCAGGAGGUCUUGGGCUCCUUCCUCCUCCCCCUGGGGGCAAGCUAGCUCCACCCCCCUCAAGAUCUACCAAUCAUAACACACAGCCUUCGGCAGGAGGAAGUGACACUGGAUGUUUGCUUGACCUGGACGCGAGCAAUUCCAACUCAGUGGCUCCAUCCAAUCCCACAUCCACGGCCAGCUCUGAUCUGUGGGGAGACUUUGACUCUGUAUCUCAGAACUGAGGAUAUAUUCAGUCUGUUCUUCUCCCUCUUUCCUCUCUGUAAAAGUAUGCAGCACUUUUUGCGAAUUUAUGUUCCCCGUUCUCGGGGUCCCGUAUCUCUCCCUGCCGAGCAGGGUAACCCCUUCUCGUUUUGUUUGGGUUUCAGCCCCUCAGAGCACAGUCUUAAAUCCGACACAUUUAAAAUUACAGGCCAUUUAUAUAUAUUUUUUUCAUUCCUUCUUUGUUUGAUUUAACAAUGGUUUAAUUGCUGCUGUAGAAUAAACGUAACGGAUAAAAAGGGAGACAUAAUCACCUCAUCAACAUCAAAUGAUGAAAGCUAAUGAAAUAUAUAAAUGAAUUAAUUUAUGUACAGAGAUUAAUUAUUUUAAAUGUGUGCAUAUAUUGUGUCAGUGGUUUGUUAUUGUCAUUGGUGUUACCACCUUCAUGUACUAUGACUUGUUUUUCCCCAAGUCUCCAACAAUGAGACUGAUUUUAUGCACUGACUGACAGUCCAGUCUGUCAAUGUAGUUACAAAGUUAUACAGUAUGCAUUUAAAGAUCAAGUCUAGUAUUAGAUUAAGCUUGGUGUGAAAUCUCCCACAAAGUGAUUUUACUUGAACUAAUCCUGUCAGUUCUUGGUUUGUUUACAGAAUGGUUGUGCUCCUUAGCACUCUGUAGUCUGCACUUGUGGCUGUGCAGCUGUUUAACACAUAUUCCAGAGGUGACGAGUCCUGGAGUUAUGCAUAUUGUUUUGUACUGUGAAUCCGGGCACAUUAAAGUGGGAAUGUUGGGAGAGGUAGUGAGCAAAAAAAAAUAUAGGCAUCAAAUGCUUUUAUCUUCACCACUAGAUGAAAUGGAGAUGAUUUAGGCCGUGUUAUGUCAUCUCCACACAGCACAGCUGUUAAAGCUGUAGCUGGUGAGUCACUUGGGUCACAACCUCUCUCCUCUUUGAUGAAUAGGUUUAUCUUUCUGCACUUUUUUGUCACUGGAGGGAAAGCUUCACCCCCUUAAGUCUUUUCUGAGCAGGUGAUCAAUCUGUAGACCUCAACCAUAGCAUGUUGUAUGGAGUUUACCUGUGAGCUUCAAUUCCAUGUUGAGAUGUAUUAUUAUUAUUUCUGGAUUUGUGUUGCAGACAAAUGCAACGUGGAAGCAAAUGACUGUGUUUGAGGCAGUGUUUUGUCGUGAUAUUACGUUCCAAGAAGCUCGUUCCAGUUCCCUGAUGUCACAUGCAUAUGUGUCGUGGCUGAUGUGCAUUGUGUAGUGGUGUGAUGAUGGAUGUUGACUGGAGCACACAAAGAUCGUGGGAGUGUUUGUCAGUGUUCCUUUGUUUAUUGUCCAAAUUAUAUGCGGUUCUCCCAAAUUUGACUUGUUAUUUAAAGUGUAAAUGUGUAUGGAAAUGAACAUGCAAAGACAAUUAUAAAGAAAAGAUGUGAA